Mangifera indica (mango) is the source of this 961-nucleotide messenger RNA. RefSeq names its product probable transmembrane ascorbate ferrireductase 3. The transcript has 4 exons. The record is from RefSeq and is a predicted model, not a curated record. Gene Ontology annotation, molecular function: oxidoreductase activity. The coding region runs from base 93 to 773 and encodes 226 amino acids. Lineage: Eukaryota; Viridiplantae; Streptophyta; Magnoliopsida; Sapindales; Anacardiaceae.
UACUAGCCAAUCAACGCAUAUUUAAGAACAAAAACCUUCUUUACCUUCAUCAGCUUGAACAUUAACCGCCAGAAAACCUUCUCCCACCAGCCAUGUUUACCGAUGUCGGCUACGAAAGGACCACGUACAGGCGGUCUGCCUCUCGCCUAACCAUAGCCGCUCAUUUGUUUGGCCUCUUAGCCUUCAUUCUUAUGCUGGUUUGGCUGGUGCAUUAUCGAGAGGGCAUCGAGUAUGAUUCUUCCAAUCCAAAUCGUGUUUUCAACGCUCACCCAUUUUUUAUGUUCUGUGGGUUCAUCUUUCUCGCCGGUGAAGCGAUGAUGGGAUACAAGACGGUUAAAGCAGAACACUCAGUGCAGAAAUUUUUUCAUGCGAUACUUCAUUUGACUGCCUUAUGUCUGGGAGUAACUGGGAUAUGCGCAGUUUUCAAGUAUCAUGAUAUGGUGAAUGUUGAAGAUAUGUAUAGCUUGCAUUCCUGGAUUGGAUUGACCACUUUUGUCCUAUUUUGCUUACAGUGGCUUCUGGGGCUGUCUGCAUUUCUUUUUCCAGGAUCUUCAACCAUAACAAGGGCUAAAAUGCUUCCAUGGCAUGUCUGUGGGGGUAGGGCACUUUUCUACAUGGCAAUAUGCGCAGCUCUUACUGGACUGAUAGAAAAAUUUACGUACAUGGGAAUUCAGCAUAACCGCGAAGCUCGUUUGAUCAACUUUACCGGACUAUCAAUCCUCUUAUAUGGCAUUUUUGUUGAUCUUUCUGUUGCCCUUGCUCGUUAUGUGUGAUUUCAUAACAGAUGGUUUUUUUUUUUUUAAAAUCUUUUGGGUUUGGAAGUGAUUUUUUUUCCUUUUUCAUUUCCAUAUUAUUAUAUAUUCUUUCAUUGAGUGUGACCAUAUUUAUUAUGUUGUAACCUGAAUUGAUAUUGAUAUUAUUAUUGGUGGAGAAGCAUCUAAAGUAUAAUACAUUUUCAGAA